Molecule: messenger RNA, 306 nt
Organism: Suillus subalutaceus
Lineage: Eukaryota; Fungi; Basidiomycota; Agaricomycetes; Boletales; Suillaceae
Exons: 3
Coding region: 1-306 (101 amino acids)
Source: RefSeq, a predicted model, not a curated record
AUGCUCAUCUUGGCGUACGUCAAAGCUGCCUUCAGUCUCUUCAUCUGCAACAUCCUGGAAUCGGUCGAUCUCGACCAACCAUUCACACCCAAUCAAGUCUUCACGAGCGUCAUCCUGACGCAGAUGCCCAGUAGUACGACCCUCGAGACGUCACUCUCUGUACAAGAGGGGACAACUUCGACGCAGAAAACUGCGGUGCAGACCGGAGCAAUGAAGCUGAAGGAUGAAGAUGCAAAUAUGCAUUAUGCCGAAGAGGGAACUAGUCCCGAUGGAUGGCUAGAGACAUUGAGAGAUGGCAAGCAAUGA